Penicillium lagena is the source of this 870-nucleotide messenger RNA. Its product is annotated as putative G-patch domain protein. Bases 1 to 870 code for a protein of 289 amino acids. The transcript has a single exon. The record is from RefSeq and is a predicted model, not a curated record. Gene Ontology annotation, molecular function: nucleic acid binding. NCBI's taxonomy places the organism in Eukaryota, Fungi, Ascomycota, Eurotiomycetes, Eurotiales, Aspergillaceae.
AUGUCCCACGAAGAAGAACAGGACGAGGACUACUUCCUCCCGCUAGAAGACCAGCGCGUCUUCGGCGCUGGCAUCCGUCGCAAACGCGUGCCGUUUGUGCGCUCGUCCGAGCAUGAGCUCAACACCACCGUUCCGUCAUCAUCAUCAGCAGCCUCCACUCCGUUCGCUACAAGCAUCGCAGACAAGUACCUGUCGAUCGUGCUGAAACCGAAGACUUCUACUUCGCCGAGUACACCCACCGAAGAGGCUUCUAUUACGCUGCUACCUCCUCGUUCAACGCACUCUGCACCUCCAGCUGCGGAAGCUGUUGCUCCGCCGCCACCACCACCUCUACUUCCUCCAACAGACCCGGGGACGGAAACAGACACCGAGCAACGAUGUGAAGUGUGCAACCUUCCACUAUCCACCUCUACGUCAUCCGCAGAAACACCAUCAGCCCCAUCAUCUUCAUUAUCAACUCACCGUCCCCACGAAGCCUCCCUAGCACACCAAGUCUGUCUGACGCACUCCCACCCACCAUCCCACCUCGACCGCACACGCGCCGGCCUACGGUAUCUCUCCACAUAUGGCUGGGACCCAGACAGCCGAAUCGGGCUCGGCGCGCCCGGCCGCGAAGGCAUCCGGGAGCCGCUGAAGGGGCAGGUGAAGAACGACACUGUCGGGCUUGGAGUGAGAGUGGGCCGUGACGCAGAUGGGGAUCGGAUCCCUGUGCAUCGUCGUCCGGUGUCGCCACCGAAGAAGAAGGUGCAGAGCUUGAAUUCUAAACAGAUGCGGAAGCAGGCUGCUGAGGCACGGAAGAGGGGCGAUCGGUUGAGGAAUCUGUUUUUUCAGAGUGAUGAUGUGUUGAAGUUUUUGGGUGAAGGGCCUUAG